Molecule: messenger RNA, 1225 nt
Organism: Sesamum indicum (sesame)
Lineage: Eukaryota; Viridiplantae; Streptophyta; Magnoliopsida; Lamiales; Pedaliaceae
Source: RefSeq, a predicted model, not a curated record
AAAAAGGGUCCUUCACUUUUCCCAUAAAUCAUAUCCACACUCUCUUUCUCUCUCGGUGAAAAAUAGGGCUUUACAAGAAAGUAUGGAAGAAAUAGAUUCUCUUAAUAACUCUGAGCCAACCAAUUGAAUUGAAGACCAUCAUCAUCUCUCUUUCCUUCGUUGCUACUGUCAUCAUUUAUUAGUUUAACUUAGAACAAAUACUGAGUAGAAGACCGAGUGAUAUUAUCAAUUCCGUGUUUUCUUUCAAAGUUAAGAGAAAUGACAACGCCCUCGUUGAGCCCUCUUCCCAAUUUUGAUUCUUUCAGACUUUCUCACUUUUCUACAUAUAUUCCUACUACUGCUGGUGGUGCUAGUUUUAGCAAUUUCCAUUGCGUUUCUUUUUCUUCGCGAAGCCGUAGAAGAUAUGCCUUUUCAUGCUACUCUCCUUUCAGGAAAAACAAGUGGCUUUGUGUAUAUGAGAGAACACAUCAAAGGAUGGAAAAUUUGGGAGAUGGAGACAAGAAUGAGGUCCAAAUGUUUGGUUCAGAUGAAGAUGUCUCAACAUCCAUUCCAACUCAAGCCCAAUCUCUUGUUGAAGGGUCUGGUGCUGUUUUGGUGUCUGAGUACAGACCUGUCCCUGAUGUGGACUAUCUACAGGAGUUACUUGCAAUUCAACAACAAGGUCCCAGGGCAAUUGGCUUUUUUGGAACGCGGAACAUGGGGUUCAUGCACCAAGAACUCAUUGAGAUUCUCAGCUAUGCGCUGGUUAUAACUAAAAACCAUAUCUUCACAUCUGGAGCAUCAGGCACUAAUGCUGCUGUGAUCAGAGGAGCUCUUCGUGCUGAAAAACCAGAGCUACUGACUGUGAUACUGCCACAGAGUUUGAAAAAGCAACCUCCAGAGAGUCAAGAAUUACUUUCUAAAGUAAAAAAUGUAAUAGAGAAGCCUCACAAUGACCAUCUUCCAUUAAUAGAAGCCAGCAGGCUGUGUAACAUGGACAUCAUCUCACAAGUACAGCAGGUUAUUUGUUUUGCCUUUCAUGACAGUAGAUUGAUCAUGGAAACUUGUCAAGAAGCAAAGAAUAUGCGAAAGAUUGUUACUCUGUUUUACCUGGAUUAACUGAGUCCUAGGCCCUCUAUUAAUUUGUUUAUAUGAUUAUUGCUCAAGAAAAGUUGUAGAUUACAACCUGCAUAUUUAAUGCUAUUUUUUCCUAUCCAAAUGGAAAAGUUGAAGUGUUUGACCUUCC